AUGAAAUCGAAUUUAGUUGGAGCGAUUGAUCAAGGAACGUCGAGUAGUCGUUUUAUAAUAUUCGACAUAUCGCUGAAGAAGGUCGUCGCCAGUCAUCAGGAAAAAAUUAGUCAAUUUUGCCCGAAAAGUGGAUGGGUAGAAAUUUGUCCGAAACAAAUUUAUGAUAGUGUGAUGAAAUGCAUUGAAGAAGCAUGCAAGAAAUUAUCGCGAACGAAUUACUCCGUCUCACAGAUUCGAUCAGUUGGACUUGCAAAUCAGCGUGAAACUACAAUAGUAUGGGAUAGCAGUUGUGGUGAACCGUUAUUUAAUGCUAUCGUUUGGUUGGAUUGUCGAACCGCUCAACUUGCUGACGAGUUUAUUGAAAAAACACCCGACAAAUCGAAGGAUUUUUUAAAAUCUAAAACGGGACUGCCAAUCCAUUCAUAUUUUAGUGCACUUAAAAUACGUUGGCUAUUAGAUAAUGUGAAUGAAGUUCAGAAUUCUUUGCAAAGAGGUACACUAAUGUUUGGUACUGUGGAUUCUUGGUUACUUUGGAAAUUGACGGGAAAACAUAUAACUGAUGUAACUAAUGCAAGCAGAACGUUAUUAAUGGAUUUGAAUAAAUUAGAUUGGUCCUUGGAACUUUGUAAAUUUUUCAAAAUUCCUCGUUCAAUAUUGCCAAAAAUUUGUUCAUCAGCUGAAUUUUAUUCUAAUAUAUUGCAUGGUCCAUUAAAAGGGAUACCCUUUACUGGAUGUUUGGGCGAUCAACAAGCCGCUAUGCUAGGCCAAAACUGCAUUCAAUAUACAGAUAUUAAAUCCACUUACGGCACGGGAACAUUUGUGCUUUGUAAUACCGGAACAAAUCUAAUAAUAAGUAAAAAUGGGCUUUUAUCUUCUAUCGGAUAUCAGCUUGGUAAAAAUACUUCGGUUACGUAUGUUCUUGAAGGAUCGGGUUCAAUUGGUGGUAACUCAGUUCGUUUUCUUCGCGACAAUUUAGCAAUUAUAAAUAAUUUAUCAGAAGUGGAAAAUUUGGCGAAUUCGGUUAAAGAUAGUGGUGGAGUGAUUUUUGUGCCAUCGUUUUCUGGUCUUUUUGCACCAUAUUGGGAUUCCACUGCUCGUGGAACCAUGUUUGGUUUGGAUCAAUCAACAAGAAAAGGUCAUAUCGUUCGUGCCGUCCUCCAAGCAAUUUGCUGUCAAACAGCUGAAUUAAUCGACGCAUUUGAGAAUGAUUUGGGAGCGAAAUGUGUUUUAGGAAAAUUAAAGAUUGAUGGGAAGGUAACGUCAAAUGUAUUAUUUAAUCAAAUGCUUAGCGAUACGAUCGGCCGAAGCAUAUUUUGUUGUCCGUUGGCGGAAGCAACUUCAUGGGGUGCUGCACUGGCUUCAGCGAUUGGUGCAAAUAUUAUUAGUGUCGAUGAAUUGAAUUCGUUUUCGUUCGAUAAAAAUGCUAUAAAAUACGAUGCGAAAGGAAAUAACGAAGAAAGAAUGAAACUUAUGUUUGCAUGGAAAGAGGCGAUUAAACGUACUCAAAACUGGAUUUCCUAA
Dracunculus medinensis (Guinea worm) is the source of this 1521-nucleotide messenger RNA. The record is from the annotation of a GenBank genome assembly. Lineage: Eukaryota; Metazoa; Nematoda; Chromadorea; Rhabditida; Dracunculidae.